Molecule: messenger RNA, 1255 nt
Organism: Cicer arietinum (chickpea)
Lineage: Eukaryota; Viridiplantae; Streptophyta; Magnoliopsida; Fabales; Fabaceae
Product: chitinase 10
Biological process (GO): carbohydrate metabolic process; chitin catabolic process; cell wall macromolecule catabolic process
Molecular function (GO): chitinase activity
Source: RefSeq, a predicted model, not a curated record
CUAAAUUCCAUGUGAGUCAGAUCCGCCAAAUUAGUACUCUCUAUAAAACCCUUCUUACUUAUCUCCAUUUCGUUAACAAAUGCUAACUUUGUGUUAAUAAACAACAUUUAACUCAGCCUUCUUUUUAUAGAGAAAAAAAAAACAUGAAAAGUUUCUUUCUCACCCCCUUAUUAUUUUGCUUUACUGUUAUUUGGUACUCUGCAUCUUUGGGAGUUGAAGCAUGGAUCACAUACCCACCAAUUGAACCAAUCUCUUAUCUAAUCAGCAAAAAACUUUAUGAUGCAAUUUUCCUACACAAAGAUGACACAGCAUGUCCUGCCAAAAACUUUUACCCUUAUGAAUCUUUCAUUGAAGCUUCCAAAUCCUUCCCUGAAUUUGCAACUACUGGUUGUUUGAACACAAGAAAACGUGAGAUAGCUGCUUUUCUUGCUCAGAUUUCUCAUGAAACUACAGGUGGAUGGGCCACUGCACCUGAUGGACCAUAUUCUUGGGGGUUAUGCUUUAAGGAAGAAAUUAGUCCUCAGAGUAAUUACUGUGAUUCUACUGAUAAACAUUGGCCUUGUUUCGCAGGCAAAACUUAUAAGGGAAGAGGCCCUAUUCAACUUUCUUGGAAUUUCAACUAUGGACCAGCAGGGAAGGCCUUGGGAUUCGAUGGGCUGAAGAACCCUGAGAUUGUGUCCAACAAUUCAUUGAUAGCGUUCAAAACAGCUCUUUGGUUUUGGAUGACAGAGAGAAAACCAACACCUUCUUGCCACAAUGUUAUGGUUGGAAAAUAUGUGGCAACACAAGCUGACAUAGCAGCUAAUAGAACAGCUGGUUAUGGUUUGGUCACAAACAUAGUCAAUGGUGGAUUGGAAUGUGGAAUUCCAGAUGAUGCAAGAGUCAAUGAUAGAAUUGGAUUUUUUGAAAGAUAUGCUAAAUUGUUAAAUGUGGAUACUGGACCUAAUUUGGAUUGUGCAUAUCAGAAAUCCUUCAAAUGAUUACUUCUAACUUAAUUUAAUACCUUGAUGUAUGUUUUGUGUUUUUGUAUUUUUUUUCUCUCGCAAAACUUCAAUAAUCUACUCAAAUCAGCAUGUAUGUACCUGCUUCGUGGUAUUUUCCAUCUGCAAUUUAUCAUUAGAAAUUUAUGAAUAGAAAGUAUUCCUGUUAAAAAUUUGAGGUUUGUCGACGAUUUAUUGUGAUCAUGAUCUUAGAAUGUUGAAGUGUGUAUUUGGUUAACGAAUAUAAAUAAAGAUAAAAUGAUAUUUGACAGAUA